Prunus dulcis (almond) is the source of this 774-nucleotide messenger RNA. RefSeq lists its product as uncharacterized. The record is from RefSeq and is a predicted model, not a curated record. The transcript has 2 exons. NCBI's taxonomy places the organism in Eukaryota, Viridiplantae, Streptophyta, Magnoliopsida, Rosales, Rosaceae. The coding region runs from base 1 to 774 and encodes 257 amino acids.
AUGGCUCAAUCCGUGACGGCCCAAAGCUACUCCUCCCACGAUCUAGCGAUCGACAUGGUGGCUCAACCAUCUCUCGCCGCCAUGAACCCACAACAAACCCUUGUUGUUGCACAACAGCAGCCGCCCCGUGUGAUUGGAACCACCGUGCCACCCGCCGGACUCGCAGACUGGUUCCACACCCUGCCAUCCGGGUCGAUCAGCAGCUUCAAAGAGCUUGCUUAUGUCUUCACCAAAGAGUACACUUCUUAUCGGACGAUCAAGAAGAACCCUGACCAUCUGUUCAACGUGCAAAAGAAGUCUGAUGAAUCCCUCCGAGACUACAUCAAGAGGUUCAAAGCAGAGAGGGCAAACAUUGUAGGAUGUGAUGACCAAAUUGCAUCCUCCGCCUUCAAGAGGGAGUUGCCAAUUGAAUGUAAGCUAUAUCGCGAGCUGACCAUCUCUCCCCACCAAACAUUGAUAGAAGUCUUUGCUACAGCAGAGCGCUACGCACUAUGGGACGAUGACCAGAUUGCCGCGAAGAAGGCUGAUCAAGCAGCUAAGCAGGCAAGCAAAGAGAACGGCAAGCGCAGAUCACAGCCUCAGGAAGGUGCUCCAACAACAGAGAAGUACACCAAGUUCACUAUCCCGAUACACCAGAUCCUAGCUCAAGUAAAUGACAUGCCUUGGUUGAAGAAACCAUCACCUUUAAAGGGAAACCUAACCAAGAAGGAUACCAGUAGAUACUUCACAUUCCAUGAAGGGUAUGGUCAUUAUACAAACGACUGCUUCGCCUGA